Molecule: messenger RNA, 4889 nt
Organism: Somion occarium
Lineage: Eukaryota; Fungi; Basidiomycota; Agaricomycetes; Polyporales; Cerrenaceae
Source: the annotation of a GenBank genome assembly
GAUCGCACUCACCUCCUCCGGCCUUCUUUCUCUCGGGCAAUACACUACUCUCAAUUUCUUUACCUUACGCGUUCAUGAAUGGUGGUCAACGAGCACAGACUGCGCCGUUUAAUGGUCCAUCGUCUCCUCCGGACUUCUCGGAUGACGGCGUAGAGGACGACAGUCAUGAGGACCACGGCGGUGACUAUUCGACUCGCUUCGAUGAACUCAUGAGUGACGCAGAGAAUGGUACCGAUGAACAUAACGACGACGAGGACGAAGAGGAAGCUUUCUUCUAUAAUGGUGUCGACGCAGACCACGUUGAAGGUGGAUACAAGGAGCAGUUGCGCGACGUAUUAGGUCCUGAACAUGAAGAUGAUGAACUGGAGGAAGUCGAAGUUGAACGUUCGUUAGUACAUGAUGUGGAGGAGAAUGAGAAGUUUGCUGCGUCUCUAGAUGACGAAGCAAGGCGUACUGGUUCACGGUCUGCCUCCCCAGAGUCGCAUUUCGCUUCAUCACCACCCACCAUCACAGUCUCUCAUGCUCCUUAUGCACUACUUCCAAUGGAACGACCUUUUAUACACCCAGCCAUAUCUCGUCUGCGGUCGGUCACUCCUCAAGCUUCUCGUACGCCUUCCAUUGGCAGUUUCAACACAUUAAUUUCGUUGAGAGAUCUACCAUCGGUGUCUCAGUCUCACUUCUCUGCACUAUCUCGGAGCAGCUCUACAGCCAAUAUUCAUGAAUCUGCUGCAACUGCGGGUACUAGUCAUGACCAGCAGCACCAUGACGUCUUUCGAUGGACAAGAUUGAAGGCCGUUGAGGACUUCAUUUAUGGAAGGCAGCCUUCGAAAGCUGCUGCAAUAUUAGGGACGCCUUCGCUUGGCUCGCCGACGGUGCUGACUUCCAAUGGCCUUGUAUGUAUCGGUACCGACCUGGGAAGAAUCCUCGUCUUCGACUUCAAGCAGAAUUUGAGGUGUGUCUGUGGUGACGACCCUCGAGUUGGACCUGUGACUGCAUUAGCUCUGUCAUUUGACCACACCUACAUCGCAACAGGCCAUGCUACGGGUCACAUCCAGCUUUUUGAACUCAGUAGACCCAAGACAUCGGCACGGUUUGUUGCACCAACUUCCCUGGCUGCUGUUGCAGCCGGUACGCAGGAAGGUCAUCUUCUGGGCUCCAGGAUCAACAGUAUAGGUUUCGUGGCCGGACGUCACACGGCUAUCGUAUCCGCAGACGAAACUGGUCUAGCUUUCUACCAUAGCCUAGGCAAGGUCCUCUUUGUGGAGGCUUCCGAUGUGUUGCGCAUCCUUGGCAAGUACCCUGACGAGGACCCACACGAAUUGUUAGGCCAUGCUAUGCCCUUUCGGAAACGGAGGAUGCGCAAAGCCAAUACGAUACUCUCAAUGAGUCCACUACCCCUUGGCACUUCCCCUCAUCCAACCGAUGCAUAUAACCUAAUAGCCCUUCUAACGCCAGUCAAGUUGGUUAUAGUUGGAUUGAAACCUUCUCCCAAGACAUGGUACCGACGACAUCGGGAGGCAGACGAUGAACCUCGGUCGAGUUCUCGAUAUAAGGGCUCAUUAGCAUGGUUCCCGAGCGUUAUACCCGGUGCACCCAUUGAUAGUCAUGCAGCCAAGAAACAGAAUGGAUCUACUCCUCCAGCUUUGACGUCGCCUAUGCUUGUGUAUUCCUGGGGGAACACAGUCAAUCUCAUCCGGGUAUCUGAGACAAAGGUUCGUCAGAAGUCACGGAACGCUCGGACUGGGAAGGUUGUAGACGUGGAAGUGGGCCGAAUUACCUUCGAAGAGGUUGGAAGGUGGACCACUGAGACCGAUGUUCUGGUGAUCCAGUGGCUUAACGUCAAUCAAGUCAUAAUACUGACCUCCCCGACACUUGAAGUUUACGAUAUCCGUGGAUUUAGGCUAGUGGAGCGUGUCUCUUUCGACACAUGGUCGUUAGUCUCACCAAUUCUAAGCCAUACUACGAACGGCUCCGUGUCAUACGCCGAUGCCAUUACCGAAGUAUCGCAUAGCCUCAGGGUGUACAAAGGCAAGAUCUUUAUUCUGGGACAACAUGAACUGAAGGUUGGAACAUUGCUCACAUGGGCCGAUCGAAUAUUGGCUUUUGUCGAACGAGGCGACUUUCUCAGUGCGAUCGAUCUCACUCGCUCGUACUAUGUGGGCGAAGCUCCCGGCAAUAGGAACGGUCUUCCCGAAGACCAAGAGGAGUACCGUACAAUGGUUGGGACCAAGCUCCAUGAGCUGAUGGUAGCAUCUGCUCGCUACGCGUUCUCCGAGGAGCGACUCUACGAUGCCACUCACGUCACACCCGAUGGCAGAGGUGUCGACCGCACCGCAUUGUUUGAGGGUCUCGUCGUAUCUUGCUCACGUGCUUGCAUCACAUUGGAUGACUUUGACUUAUUAUUCGAGGAGCUCUACCAGCACUAUGAAGACAACGGCAUUGCUGGUAUGUUUCUCCUGCAAUUGGAGCCUUUCGUUCUUGACGGACAAAUCCGCCACGUUCCUCCCCGGAUAACCCAACGGCUCGUUGCUCUCCAUAGCGAAGACAAUCGUCCGGACUUGGUUGAGCGUGUAAUAUGGCACAUUGACCCCGAUUGCCUGGACAUAAACCAAGCAAUCACCUUGUGCCAACAUUACAACCUAUAUGACGCAUUAAUAUACGUCUACACUGCGGCACUGAAGGACUACGUGUUACCCGUGGUGGAGCUGUUUGGGUUGAUACGGAAGGUACGACGGUAUCGGAGAGCAAGGUCAGAGGCGUCACCGACAUCCCGAAUGUUUGUGGACGUGGAGACUGUCGAAUCCGACACGGUGAACGCCUACAAGAUAUUUCCAUAUCUGGCGGACGUGCUUACUGGGUUGUCCUAUCCAAGUGAGGAACCUCUUGCGGAAGAAGACGCUAUCCGUGCCAAGGACGAUGUUUAUAAGUUCUUGUUCUUUGGACGAUCCAAUGUAUGGCCACUUGAAGGUGGCAAGCUCAUACUGACUUCCGACGAGGAGAAUGGAGAAGAACCCACCUAUCCCUACACCCGACUUCUCCUACGAUUUGACGCGGAAUCCUUCCUGCAUACUUUGGAUCUCGCCUUCGAGGAUUCAUACCUAAAUGACGAGUCCAAAGGUGUCAACCGUCUUGUCAUAGUAAAGGUCCUCUUCGAGAUCUUGUCUACACCUGGCUUAUCACCCUCAGAGGCCACCUUCCUCAACAUAUUCAUUGCUCGGAAUGUCCCGAAGUAUCCUCAGUUUAUUCGCGAUUACAUGGCGCCAACCGAACUGCAAAGCAUCCUUAUCGGACUUGCCGACUCUUCCGACGAGAGCACACGGGAAGAUCGUCAGCUUGCAGCUGAAUAUCUCCUCUCUACGUAUACUCCACACGACGGUGACCAUCUUCUCCGCCUAUUCGAACAAGCUGGCUUCUACAGAAUCCUUCGCACAUGGCAUCGCCAGGAACGCCAAUGGGUCCCUCUUCUUGAAACAUAUGUGCAAGAUCCUGAUCUCCCACCAGCUGAGCUUUUCCCGUCGGUGGACAAUGUUAUCCAGGUUGCAUCGAGAAGUAACAAGGGAACUCUUCCAUCUGAGCUCCUUGUCGCUAUUCAGGAUUCGAUUUCAGCACUGCUUCGAGUUAGUAUGCCACGGACCGCGUUUCUGGUCGAUAGGCGAGUACCAAACCUUCAUGAUCGAGUCAUGGAGAUGUUAGCAAGUGGUCCAGCUCGCGACCGUUUCUUAUAUCUCCGCUCACUUCUGGGCUCGCCUCAGAAGCUCGAGGAAGAAUUCGGAGACAUCCCACACAGAGACGGGCCAUCAUCCCACGUGCCGCCUCAGCAUCUUCAAGAGUAUGUCUCACUUCUAUGCGAGUUUGACCGUCCAGCAGUUAUUCAUGAACUGAAAUACCUACCGCCGGAUCGUCUGGAUUGGGAUCGAGUCCAGCAGACAUGUGAGGCUCACGAAGCGUACGAUGCUGUUAUUUGGUCUCUCAAUCAUCGCAAUGACCCUUCCGCUGCACUGUCGAAGGCGGAAACAUAUCUCCAACGUAUUUCUAGCGAGUUUGCUCGCCGGUUCUCCACCCAGGAGGAGGAGGAGGAUGACAUAGAGCAGGUGUUGUCGUCGUUACAGAUGGUAGGGACGAGUGCCGGCUCCGUAUGUCUUGAACGAUCACAGGCCAUGUUUCAGUCACAAGAACAAGCCGAAGACCUUUGGUUCAAGGUCCUUCAUAGUCAAAUACAGUCUUUGCAUGUUAUAUCGAUUGCCUGUCCGACAGCCACUUCAAACGCUCCCGAGCCCGUUCAAGCAGCUCCUCAGGAGAAACGUGUACUCGAGGUCCUCCGCAGUCUCGUUCAAAACACGUUCAACUCAUUGCUAUCCAUCAAUUCUAGCAAAGUCGUUUCUUUCCCCCGACUAUUCAAACGACUCGUGGAUUCUGCUACCAAAGGCCCAGCAUCACAGGGUGCGGUUUAUAACGAGUUUAGGGUGAUCCUCUCCGGAAUGCUGGACUCGUAUCGAUCUGAUGGUGACAUGCUAGUCAUCACAAAGCAUAUGAUUGACUACGACGUCUUUGUUGCUAUAGAGAGCUUAGCAAUCGAGCGUUCAAGAGGCUGGGCACCGUCUCGAAGUGUGUGUAACGGGUGUGGAGAACGGUUGCCAGGUGAGAAGAGGUCUGCGGCGACAAUGCCCGUUGGAGAGGGUUCAUGUUCUCGUCCUUCACAAAUGAUUGUUUCACGGACAGGAGCCAUAUACCAUGAUAGAUGUUCACCACCUGAUUUCCAUGUUCCUUCCUCCGCCAGAGUACACUGAAAAGUACCGCCGUCCAGGAUAAUAGUUGCUAAAUAUUCGUUAUAUAUGAUUCAUGACCAUUGGAAGGAUAUACACCAAAAAAAACAUGAGCUAAGAAUCUUC